AUGGAGAAGCUGCUGAAGAAGUGCGAAUCCUCCACGCCGAGUAUCGAAGUGACCGAAGUCUUCGCAACUAGUCAGAAUAAGGUAGAGACUACACUAGUUUUCGAUGCAUGGUCCCUGGAGGCGCUUUUGAACAAAGGUCCCUUCGAACUAACUCCUUCGCAUCUUGUAAUUAGGCACGGUCAGCGCAAGUUGCGAUUAAGGUUCAUAAGAGCUCCAGAAACGAAUCUCAGCGGUCGGCAACAGACAUUAAAUUAUUGGGUCAAAAACCCCAGAUGA
Messenger RNA from Bipolaris zeicola 26-R-13, 276 nucleotides. RefSeq lists its product as uncharacterized. The transcript is spliced from 3 exons. NCBI's taxonomy places the organism in Eukaryota, Fungi, Ascomycota, Dothideomycetes, Pleosporales, Pleosporaceae. The record is from RefSeq and is a predicted model, not a curated record. Bases 1 to 276 code for a protein of 91 amino acids.